Messenger RNA from Capronia epimyces CBS 606.96, 1176 nucleotides. RefSeq lists its product as uncharacterized. Bases 1 to 1176 code for a protein of 391 amino acids. The transcript has a single exon. Gene Ontology annotation, molecular function: acyltransferase activity, transferring groups other than amino-acyl groups. The record is from RefSeq and is a predicted model, not a curated record. Lineage: Eukaryota; Fungi; Ascomycota; Eurotiomycetes; Chaetothyriales; Herpotrichiellaceae. Gene Ontology annotation, biological process: biosynthetic process.
AUGCCUCCCGCACCCACAUACGAUGCGACGGGGAUCGAAUACUACGAGAUUCCCGACUUUGCCUUCUCCAACGGCACGACGCUGCACGAUGUGCGGGUGGCAUACCGCAGUUACAACGCGGCGUCGAGCGGCGGGGUGGUGCUGAUCCCGACCUGCUUCGCCGGGCUCAUCAACAGCACGCUCACGUUCACGGGUGGACCGAACGACGCGCUGGCCGGCUACCAUGUGGUGGUGGUGGCGAUGCUGGGCAACAGCGAGAGCUCGAGUGCGUCGAACAAGGCCUUCUUCCCGGCGCCCGGCGAGCUGCAGUACUCGGACGUGGUGCGGGCGCAGCACCAGCUCCUGACGCAGCAUCUCGGCGUGCAGUCGCUCGAGGCGGUCGUCGGCUUCUCCAUGGGUGGGCAGCAAGCCUACCACUGGGCGGUCAUGUACCCGGGGUUCGCGAAGCGCGUGGUGGCCAUCUGCUCGUCGGCCCGCACCAGCCUGCACAACUACGCCUUCCUCGAGGGCCCCGUGGCCGCGCUGACCAACUCGAUCGACUACGUGGCCUGGCGCGCCAUGAAGGACAAGGCCGCGCGCGGCGAGGCCGUCGGCGUCAACCUGAAGGAGGUCGUGCCCAAGCGCGGCCUGCGCGCCUUCGCUCGCGCCUAUGCCGCCUGGCUGACCAGUGCCGCCUGGUUCCGCGAGAGGGCGUUCACGAGUCCCGCCUUCGGAGUCCAGACCGUCGAAGACUGGAUCCUCGCCCGGGAGCAGGCCUAUCUCCUCUGGGACGCCGAGGAUCUGCUGGUGCUGGCGAGAAUGUGGCAGAUGGGUGAUGUCGGCAGCGUCGGGGCCGUAGGCGGAUGCGGAUCGGAGCAGGAGCAGGAGCAGCAGGGCGAGGAGAACCACACGCCGUCGGCGUCGGCGCCAGUCAGCGUCAGCCAGCUCGGCGGCGCCAUCCCCAACGACGACCUCUACAUCAAGGCUCUGCAGAGCAUCCAGGCCCGCGUCCUGCUCAUGCCCUGCCGCACCGACCAGUACUUUCCACCCGAGGACUCGGAGAUGGAGUUGAAGUACCUCAAGCAUGGCCAGCUCGCCGUCAUCGAGAGCUCGUGGGGCCAUAUGGCCGGCGGAGGCGUCAACCCCAAGGACGUGCAGUUUAUGAACGAACAGAUUGCCCAGUUCUUGAAGGAUUGA